Molecule: messenger RNA, 2420 nt
Organism: Suncus etruscus (white-toothed pygmy shrew)
Lineage: Eukaryota; Metazoa; Chordata; Mammalia; Eulipotyphla; Soricidae
Gene: TRAPPC14
Product: trafficking protein particle complex subunit 14
Exons: 11
Coding region: 101-1843 (580 amino acids)
Biological process (GO): cilium assembly
Cellular component (GO): TRAPPII protein complex
Molecular function (GO): alpha-tubulin binding
Source: RefSeq, a predicted model, not a curated record
UUCGGAUCCUGGGGUCUCGGUUCCGGGCUGGGCUGAUCGCGGUGGGGGGUUCCGGGUCCCGGCUGGGCUGGUGUCCGGGGUCGCGCCCCCCGCGCUCCCCAUGGAGUCCCAGUGCGACUACUCGAUGUACUUCCCGGCCGUGCCGCUGCCGCCGCGCGCCGAGCUAGCGGGGGACCCGGGCCGGUACCGGGCGCUGCCGAGGCGCAACCACCUCUACCUGGGCGAGACCGUCCGCUUCCUGCUGGUGCUGCGCUGCCGGGGCGCCGGGGCCGGGGCCGGGGCUGGCGCGGACCUGGGCGCCCGAGGGGCCUGGAGCGAGCUGGCCAGCGCCCUGGCCGCUCUGGCCUCGGUCAGCGCGGGGGGCGGAGUGCCUGGGGCAGGAGGCAGCACCGGCGACCCAGACCCGGAGCCCCCCGGCGGCGGCGAUCCCGGCGGGGGCGCGCUGUUUCGCGGCUGCAGCCCCUUGCUCACCCACGGCCCCGGCCCGGCCACCUCCGGGGGCGCGAGCACGCUGCCGGUGGAGGAGCCGAUUGUGUCCCCAGACGAGGUUAUCUUCCCACUAACCGUUUCCCUGGAUAGGCUGCCCCCAGGGACGCCUAAGGCCAAGAUUGUCGUGACUGUGUGGAAACGGGAGGUCGAGGCACCGGAGGUCAGAGAUCAAGGAUAUCUGCGCCUGCUGCAGACUCGAUCUCCAGGGGAGACCUUUCGGGGCGAGCAGAGUGCUUUCAAAGCCCAAGUGAGUACUCUGCUGACACUGCUGCCACCCCCUGUCCUGAAAUGCCGUCAGUUCACUGUGGCCGGGAAACACUUGACCGUGCUCAAGGUGCUGAACAGCUCCUCGCAGGAGGAGAUCUCCAUCCGCGAUGUCCGCAUCCUUCCCAACUUCAAUGCCAGUUACCUCCCGGUCAUGCCCGAUGGCUCUGUGCUGCUGGUAGACAAUGUCUGUCACCAAUCUGGGGACAUCUCCAUGGGCUCCUUUUGCCGACUUCCUGGAACUUCUGACUGCUUCCCCUGUCCACUGAGUGCCCUGGAGGAACACAACUUUCUGUUUCAACUAAGAGGGGGUGAGCAGCCCCCUCCGGGGGCCAAGGAGGGCCUGGAAGUUCCCCUGAUUGCUGUGGUUCAGUGGUCCACCCCGAAACUGCCCUUCACCCAGAGCAUCUAUACGCACUACCGCCUGCCUGGCAUCCGCCUGGACCGCCCGUGCUUUGUCAUGACGGCUUCCUGCAAGUCCCCGGUCCGCACCUAUGAGCGCUUCACCGUCACCUACACGCUGCUCAACAAUCUCCAGGACUUCCUGGCUGUGAGGCUCGUGUGGACUCCUGAGCACGCACAGUCUGGAAAGCAGCUGUGCGAGGAGGAGCGCCGGGCCAUGCAGGCGGCCCUGGACUCCAUCGUGUGCCACACACCCCUGAGCAACCUGGGCUUCUCACGCAAGGGCAGCGCCCUCACUUUCAGCGUUGCCUUCCAGGCCCUGCGGGCCGGGCUCUUUGAGCUGAGCCAGCACAUGAAAUUGAAGCUGCAGUUCACGGCCAGUGUGUCCCACCCUCCCCCUGAGGCCCGGCCCCUGUCCCGCAAGAGCAGUCCCAGUAGCCCAGCCGUCCGGGACCUGGUGGAAAGGCACCAGGCCAGCCUGGGCCGCUCCCAGUCCUUCUCCCACCAGCAGCCGUCCCGCAGCCACCUGAUGAGGUCGGGCAGUGUCAUGGAGCGCCGAGCCAUCACGCCCCCAGUGGCCUCGCCUGUGGGCCGCCCCCUCUACUUGCCCCCUGACAAGGCUGUGCUUUCUCUGGACAAGAUCGCCAAGCGCGAGUGCAAGGUCCUGGUGGUAGAGCCCGUCAAGUAGAGCCACCAGCUCCUCUCCAGCACUUCGAGAGACAUAAAGUCCCCCACACACAAUCCCUGUUGGGGGGUAUGGGGAGAAGGCCCCCCCUCACCCCCGCCGCCAGGCUGCCUGUCUGUGUCUGCUACUGAGAGCAAGGGACGAAGCUGUGAAUUGUGCGCUGGUGCACCACCCACUAGGCCAUCAGUAUUUUCCCGAUUUUUUGGGGGGGCUGGCCCCACCCCUCAGCCAGGGCCAGGGGCUCCAAGAGCUCCUAUGUCCCUCACCUUUCCCCCAACUCUUAAGUUUACAAAGUACUUUCUUCAUCUUUCCUGCCUCUGACAUUCCCUCUCACAGGGCCGAGAGCAGAGUGGUGAGCCCGGUUAGCGGAUCUCAACAGUGGCUGCCCCAGAUCAGGGGUGGGGUGGAACUGGGGGCCCCCUUCCUGGCCCCUUUGUUUACGGUUUCAGGCUAAAGCACUUUAAGUUGUGGAUUUUGGUGUUUUAUUAUUUUGUUCCUUUCCUUGUCCAUCUGUUCCUGUAACUUAUUCUCCCAACUCUGCUUCUCCCCCAUGGUGGGCCAUUAAAGCCUGUUCAGGAGU